AUGAGGCUCUCAGUUCUCUCCAGAUAUAAAAUUAUAAAGUUAGGUACUAGUAAAACAGGCUUUUCAAAGGACGUGCAAGACCCGCACUGUAGUCAUUUGCAAAGUAAGAGAGGGAUGACCCCGCCCCUCAACAUGCCAGGAGGAGUGGUACCAGAUUACCAGAUUGCAGUCAAGACUGAUAGUGACAUGUUAAGAACGCCAUUAAUAGUUGAGAAUUAUGGGAAGAGGGGUUCAUCAGAUGGGGAUCAAGCGAUGGACAAGAAAAACCGUAAAAAGGAUACAAAUCAUAUCAAUAAUCAUAUAAAACUCAUCACAAAGGUGAAAUUUGAUCUAGUAUACCAUAUGAGACUACAUACUAAGGAGAUGCCAUAUAGCUGUGAGAUUUGCAAUAAGGUCUUCCUAUCCAAAUCCAAUUUAGAAAUGCAUAUCCGAAUACAUACAAAUGAGAAGUCGUACAGUUGUGACAUUUGUAACCAGGCCUUCUCAAGGAAAUUUCAUCUAGUGUGCCAUAUGAGAGUACAUACAAAGGAGAAGCCAUACAGCUGCAAAAUUUGCAGCAAGGCUUUCUCACAGAGAAGUUGUCUAGUGAGACAUAUGAGAGUACAUACAAAGGAGAAGCCAUACAGCUGUGAAAUUUGUAGCAACGCUUUCUCGCAGAGUAGUCUAGUGAGCCAGGUAAGAGUCCAUACACAGGAGAAGCCAUACAGCUGUAAGAUUUGUGACAAGGCCUUCUCGGAGAAAAAUGAUCUACUGAGGCAUAUAAGACUACAUACAAAGGAAAACCCAUACAGUUGUGAAAUUUACAAUAAGGCCUUACUAUGCAAAAUUGAUCAAGUAAGGCAUAUUCGAAUACAUACUAAUAAGCCGUAUACAUGUGAUAUUUGCAGACAGGACUAG
Molecule: messenger RNA, 897 nt
Organism: Penaeus monodon (black tiger shrimp)
Lineage: Eukaryota; Metazoa; Arthropoda; Malacostraca; Decapoda; Penaeidae
Product: zinc finger protein 271-like
Exons: 3
Coding region: 1-897 (298 amino acids)
Biological process (GO): regulation of transcription by RNA polymerase II
Molecular function (GO): RNA polymerase II cis-regulatory region sequence-specific DNA binding; DNA-binding transcription factor activity
Source: RefSeq, a predicted model, not a curated record